AUGAGGGUCUCUCUGGAUUUGACAUUCGGACUCGCGCUUUUCUCCACCGCCAAUGCUUAUGUCAUUCCUUCUCGCGACGUUGGAACCGACUACAAGCUUCCUUCCCGGAGAAUCGGAGCGAUCAGGGGCAUUUCCUCAGCACCCCACACCACUGCUGUCCAGCGUGAUGCAGACGUCGGCCAUGGCGUCCACCCCCGCAAUCCUCAAGGCCUGAUGAUCGGAGGUCUUACUCUCGGUGGACCAGCACCCGCCGGAGGAGAAGCACCCGCCGGAGGAGAGGCUCCCGCUGGUGGAGAGAAGCCUGCUGGCGGCGAGGCUCCUGCUGGAGGUGAGGCACCCGCUGGCGGAGAAGCACCUGCUAAUGGAGAGAAGCCUGCUGGAGGAGAAUCAUCCAACACUGGCGAACAGUUCUCCGAAGAGUCUGGUAUCAGCCUUGACAAGUCUGGCGAAGCUGCCAAUCUCGGCGGAAACCUAGGCAUCACAAAGGGCUCUGAUGGUAGCAGCUCUGUUGGCGGCAAGAACGGUAUCAACAUUGGCGCUAGCGGAUACUAA
Molecule: messenger RNA, 552 nt
Organism: Bipolaris oryzae ATCC 44560
Lineage: Eukaryota; Fungi; Ascomycota; Dothideomycetes; Pleosporales; Pleosporaceae
Exons: 4
Coding region: 1-552 (183 amino acids)
Source: RefSeq, a predicted model, not a curated record